UUAAACGCAGGGAGGGAAAAAGAAGAUUCCUGGGAAAAUCCUUCCAGAAAGAUGAAAAAACUCAAGAUAUAGGAAAAUCAAUGCCGUGGCAAGUCACACAGUCUGGCAAGGGAAUGGGAUGAAACAUUUAUUACUGGGGACACUAUAAACUUUGUGCCAUUUAAUGACUCGGAGAGUGUUCCUGGGAUAUGAGGGAUUCAGUAAGGAUCAGAGAACAUGUACAUCCAAGGCUAUUUAAAGUAUAGUUUCAAAUGAAUCAAAUAUCUUCAUUACAUUGUUACAUUCUUAAUAGCUACAUUUAUUUUCACUGUGAUGCGUAACAUUCCAACUCUGUCUAAAAUUGUUUCGUAUUAAGGGUCUCUGUGAGGACCCAUUAUCAAAAUUUCUCACUUUUCUUCCAGCGGUGUAUAAAAGCUCUGGAAGUGCAUUUUGCUCGCGGGCGGAUCAGCAUGGCCGGCAGCGUGUCGCUCGGAGUUGGGACAGCUCUCAUUCGUCCGUUCAUUCUUAGCCAAGAAACUUCCUGUAAACACGGGUUUGUUUACAGCAGCCAGUGUGCUCAUACCCGGGAUUUCUUAAGGUCAACAUUUCUUCUGGCACUCUGGCGCUGAUCUGCACUUUAGUCCCUUUAAUUUAACAGCUCCGGCAGCUUUUCUAGUUAAAUCGACUGUUCAUUAUUGAGCCCCAUUUUACGAAGGGCUGUGAGGUGCAGUUUAAUGAAUCUCAGGCACAAAGAUGCCUUUCACUGCUCAAGGAAGAAUGGAAGCUAUUUAGACUCUGUAGGGCUGUAUGUCAAAGGGAACCCAUAAUAGUUGUCAGGCACAGGCUAAAAUUCCCACUGGUGCGGGAAUGCACGAGAAAUGAACGUACAACACAGGCAGAUUAAGACACUAGCAGGAUAAUGGAGAAUACAGGCAGAUUAAGACACUAGCAGGAAACUAGAGAUUACACGCAGCAGUACAGUAUAACCUAAAUGGAAGCACACAUUUCCAAACCCAGCAUUGAGAAUGUCCCCGAUCACGCAGACAUGUUGACUGAUGAGUUUUGUCCUCUACAGUACAGAAUACGUACACAGCGUGGGACACAUUUACAGUGCAGAAGACAGAGCGUAUGGAUCACAUCCAGUUGUUUAUGCUUGUGUGGAAAGCACAAUGGGACCAGCCUGGGACAGUUGAACAAGUGGCUAUUGUCUUUUUGCUCAGUGGGAUGCCUCAGACAAAUCCCUCCUAGUUGCAGGUGGUCAGGCGUGAGCAAAGAGUUAAGUCCCAGGGUCCCUCUGCCCCUCCUCCUUUAUGUCUUGACAUCAUUGGCCCUGCCCCCUAAAAUUCCCCAGCCUUCCCCCAAAGCCUGUGCCCCAGUCUUGCUUUCGGUAGUUAAAAGAAACACUGCGUGCACUUAACGCAAAAACAGCGGGUUAGCGGCUCAUUAACCUGAACUUCUUCCAGAAAAGCACGCUUUAGUGAUGGUGUACGGGUCUAAUUCGGAGUACCACUGGACAUCUUGGGAGUAGUUGUUGUGGAAAGACAUGGCUGUUCAGACUGCCAUCAUGAACUCACAGUUCCUUGGUUUCUGCUUUCCUGGCUCGGUAAUGGAGUUUGGGGCAGAGAAGGUUCUGGAAAGACGGCUGCUGGGUGAGGUGGACGGCGAGGGCGACGUCAGACAGACGAGCCGCGAUCUGCUCAGCUUCAUCAACUCUGCCUCCAGCAACAUCAAACUGGCUUUGGACAAACCCGUGAAGUCCAAGAGGAAAGUCAACCACCGCAAGUACCUGCAGAAGCAGAUCAAGAGAUGCACGGGCAUCACGGCCCCUGUGAGCAUGUCAGCUCAGGAGUCGUGCAAGAGACCAGAUUCCAGCCAAGCUCCAGCCAGCGUCCUGCAGAGCAAAACGCCCCCCAAACGCGACGGGCUGCAAGAGAGCCUACAGAGUAAAAGUCUGGCUGCACUCUUCAACGCUGCCCAGGAGGUGCGAGGGGAGCGGCCCAGAAAACCUCCGCUACGCCAUCGCAACUUGCCCCGGUCCUUCUUCACCGAGCCAGCCAGCAGCUCCAGUGUCACGUCUACCUCUGGCAUGUCCCUCAAAGACCUCGAACGGGGAAAUCCAGACGCAGCAGAGUUCUUCGAGCUCCUGGGGCCUGACUACAGCAACAUGGUCAGUGAGCAGGAGGUCUUCCACACUCCGUCCCCCAGGAUACAGCAGGGCUCUGGAGGCCCUGAGCCGGGCGUGUUGGACUCCCACCAUUUUGUGACGGGAGGUUUCCUGUAUGCAGAACCAUGGGGCACCAACAGUGUGCAAGCAUACAAGAAGACCGAGGGGACGAGGACAGGAGCCGCACAGCCGGCCCUGUAUGGCAGCACGCAGCCACCGGGGCCAGCCGGGGCCCCCUGCUCUCUCUCCCUCUACAGCUUCUCUGACUACUCUGGCUCUCAGGUUUCGUACGAUCAGACGGGCGGAUACGGCCGGACCAGUUUCCCUCCCCUUUAAGAGACGUAGCCUUCCUUUUCUAGUAGAACCGUUUUCAACAUCAGUCUGGAAAAAAGAAUAAAGAUGUUCAUCUCUAUGACAGUAAACGAGAAGGAAGACUCGGCCUUGAUUUCUUAUUUGUUGAAAUAUUUGCCUGAAAACCCGCAGCUGGAUAAUCGACCCGCGCGUGUGGCGUCCUGGAAUCUCUGAAAGCUCACGUCUCAGUCGGAGGUGAACCUACAGCCUGUAUGUCUGAUCCAAGCACAGAACUCAACUCACAGAACUCAUCCUUCUGUUUUUGCUCAUUCAAAGAGAUGCAGUCCUCAAGGUGGACUUGUUUUUAGAAUAUUAUCUCAGGGUCUUAUUUCACUUGCUUCCAUGUUUAAAAAUAGCUACAGCCAUGUAGGUCUAAAGAAAAAAUAUUUUAAAAGAAAGAUUACUUUGUACUUUUAAUAUAACAAGAGCUGUAUUAGGUUGUGACUCUGCAGUUAUAAUUAAUGUAGUGCAGAAAGUUGAUUUCAAAAUGAAUACUAGCAUUUUUAAUGCACUCUACAUCAGACACUUUGCAGAAUAACCUGUCAGUAGUAGACUGUACAGUUAAUUAUACAAAGGCCUGCUUAGAAGCAUGUGCACGUCACUUUCUUCAAAAGCAAUACUGGCCUCUGUAAUUGAUCAAUAGUGGCCUCUGUGAUUGAUCAAUAGUGGCCUGUGUAAUUGAUCAAUAGUGGCCUGUGUAAUCAAUUAAUUCCUUUACGGUUGCAAUAACAAUAAAUGAUCGUUUAAUACAUUACUGACAGAGUAGAUACAAAGCUAUUAAAAUGGACUCCCAAAUGGAUUUGGACUUAUCACUACAUUCUAACUUUGGUAUAGGAGUGAAAAAGAUAAUAGAUAUUGGACAUUUCUAAUUAAUGUGUAAAACGGCAAAGCUACACAUUAGAUCACUCUAACAUGUAGAGUUAUAUUUAACUCUUUUUAUUGUACAAGGGACACGUUUUGACUAAUAAGCACCUGUGUUUGCAACGUAUAAGAUGUUAAAAACUCUGGUGGCUUCUCGUGUAGUUCACAGUAAAUCUCAAACUGUCAGCAGGAAUAAUGUUCAGGUAGGCCAAGCUCAUUUUUAGGUGCUGACACUUGAUUCCAGUUUUGCUGUGUGUUUUUUCCUCUGCCUCGUGUGAACGGUAGGAGUAACAUUGUAUAUGUAGAAUCGACCAUUAAGUGUGCUUGUUCGAUCUGUGAUGAGGCACAAUAAAGCUGGUCUUUAUUCCUGUCAGA
Messenger RNA from Electrophorus electricus (electric eel), 3730 nucleotides. RefSeq names its product family with sequence similarity 181 member B (gene fam181b). NCBI's taxonomy places the organism in Eukaryota, Metazoa, Chordata, Actinopteri, Gymnotiformes, Gymnotidae. The record is from RefSeq and is a predicted model, not a curated record.